AUGUUUUUGAACUUGGGGGGUUUGAGACACCUUAAUGAGGCUGAUGUUAAUGAUAAUUCAUUAUCCAAUCCAGCCAGAGCUAGGCGGGAACCAAAUUUAUCUGCAAAAGAACUGGAGGACAGGAUGAAUCAAGUCACCUACAUUAUGCAGCAGAAGUUUCUUUUAGGGGAAGAUCAGGAAGAUCUUGAUUACUAUAAAAUAAAUAGUGACGAGACCCUUGAUGAUCACUGGCAGAGGAGGCCAAUAUUGAUGCAGAGGAGAGAUAUUUUGCUGAUGACUAAACUAUGA
Sphenostylis stenocarpa is the source of this 288-nucleotide messenger RNA. The record is from the annotation of a GenBank genome assembly. NCBI's taxonomy places the organism in Eukaryota, Viridiplantae, Streptophyta, Magnoliopsida, Fabales, Fabaceae.